Nicotiana tabacum (common tobacco) is the source of this 2074-nucleotide messenger RNA. RefSeq names its product F-box/LRR-repeat protein At3g03360. NCBI's taxonomy places the organism in Eukaryota, Viridiplantae, Streptophyta, Magnoliopsida, Solanales, Solanaceae. Gene Ontology annotation, molecular function: protein binding. The record is from RefSeq and is a predicted model, not a curated record.
GGGAAAGAGUGUUUCUGGAAAUUGACCAAUCAUUGAUAGAAAGUUCUGAUCUUUGCUUAGCUGAAUAUGUUUCUCGAUCUCGAACAGCUAGCUCUUUAAUUAUGAAACAAAACGAUUACUCCUUUGAUUAGAUGAUUCUGAUGCCCUUAUAAAAUAAUAAAAAAUAAAAUAUGGACGACGUGAUGCCCUUUUCAAUAAAAAGAAAGAGGGAUUUACUUAUCAAAAAGAAAAAAAGAAAGACGGAUGAUGUGAUGCCUCUUAAUCGCUGUAGUAAGCGUCAGAAGAAUCUUUUCAAGUGUGGGAUUGACAACUUGCCUGAUGAGUUGCUUAUUGCCAUUCUUUCCUGUCUUACCUUCCAAGAGGCAGCAAGGACCUGUAUCCUCUCGCAGCGAUGGAGAUACUUAUGGAAGUAUACAACUUGCAGUAUUCAAUUUUAUAAUGAAGGCACAUUGGAGUUUGAGGCAGCAGAAAAGUUUAUAAAUUCGGUGAAUGAAGGCUUAAAAUUGCAUCAGGGUGAAUCUAUUGAGCAGUUCAAAGUUGGUUUUGUCUAUCCAAGUAUUAGUUAUCGCCCCAACAAGGAUACUGAAUUUGCAAUUGAAAGGCAAAGCAAAGUCAACCAUGAUAUUGAUGGCUGGAUUAAUUUUGCAAUGGAAAAGCAGGUCAAAGUAUUUGAACUAAACAUGGCGGCGGGUCCUCUUGACAGCACUGGACUCUGGAGGAAUUAUAGCAUUCCUCAUGUGCAAAAGCUGUUGUCGAUUUCUGGCGAGGUUAAGUUGCUGAAAACAUUGACUACUCUCAAAUCUUUCCGAUUUGUUAACAUCCGAAUAACACAGGAAGUUGUUGAAUUUCUUUUGUCACACUGCCCUGUGUUGGAGCAAGUGUGUAUUUCAGCCUCAAAGUCUCUGAAGCGUUUGAAAGUUGCUGGUUCGUUAACUAAGUUAAGGUCCAUGGAAAUAUCAAAUUGUGAUUCUUUGAAGACUAUGAAGGUUCAUGCUCCAGGUCUUGUGUCUUUUACAUACAUUGGACGUGAUAUCAAAGUGCCUUUCAAGAAAGUUCCCCUCUUAUCUGAGCUAACUAUCGGAGGUGAUUAUGCUGGCUCUUUUAUUUUUGAUGCUCACAAGCACUCAAGCUAUUGUCGAAAUCUGAAGAAGCUUAAACUGAAAGUGUCACGUAAGGUUGUAGCAGACAUCUCCCCUAUCGGGGAGCUUCCCAGUGAACAUCCUCAACUCUACAAUCUGAAAGAGUUGGAAUUGGACAUCACCAUAGAAGAGGAUGAUGGCCUUUGCUUCUUCACAUUCUUGACUAAGUGUUCUCCUCAGUUGUCAAGGUUAACCAUCAAGUUAUUGUUCCUUCCAGGCCCGGAGAGAUGUAUUGACGAAUAUACAGAGUGGAAUCUUCUUAUCAAAGAAGUUACAAAGCAGAGACUUAUGUUUUCAGAACUGAGUGGUUGUGACCGUCCUCUUGGGAGUAUUAGUCCAUUGAGAGAAGUUCAACCUGGCGUGAUUGAGGCGUUGCGGCAGUACCUGACAGAAGCACGCGCUGCUGAUCGUAAUGCACAAGAAGCUACUAAGUUCUGUCACAAACGUCUAGAGGUAGUGAAGUUGGUUGGUUUUAUUGGGUGUUCAAGUGAUUGUAAUCUUGCUUUACAUUUGCUGCGAAUUGCCCGAUCUCUUACGAAGAUGAUCAUUGACACAGAGGGACACCCUAAGUGUGCAUCCCUAAUGAACAAGAAGGCAAUCAGAGUGUGUGUUGAGCAGCUUAAAGCAAAUUUACCUCCCGGAGCUGAAUUGUCGACACAUGGUCCUGGUUUUACGUAAGGAGUAGACGUCCCCUAUUGGUUUUAAAUGUGCACAUUUACUAUGACCUCUUUAUUUUGCUACUAACUUUUUCAAUAUUUUAUAAGCAAAUUUAGCGGAUAGAUUAUUUAAGUUGAUGAAUCUUGUGUCUUUUUAACUUAUGAAAUUGUGUUGAACUUCCUGAGCUCUCAAGCUACUGCUAAUUUUUAUAUCAAAAUUGGCAGCAUUUUGUAACUGGUCUUGAAUCAAUUAACAUUUGGCAACGGGUUUUAGUUCAA